AUGGCAGCAUCGGCGGCUCUGUCGGCGGCGGCAGCGGCAGCCCUAUCGGGCCUGGCGGUGCGACUGUCGCGCUCCGCCGCGGUUCGCAGCUCCUACAGCGCCUUCUGCAAGGGGCUCACGCGCACACUGCUCACCUUCUUCGACUUGGCCUGGAGGCUGCGCAUGAACUUCCCCUACUUCUACAUCUUGGCCUCCGUGAUGCUCAACAUCCGCCUGCAGGUGCGGAUCGAGUGA
Molecule: messenger RNA, 234 nt
Organism: Otolemur garnettii (small-eared galago)
Lineage: Eukaryota; Metazoa; Chordata; Mammalia; Primates; Galagidae
Product: small integral membrane protein 10-like protein 2A
Exons: 1
Coding region: 1-234 (77 amino acids)
Source: RefSeq, a predicted model, not a curated record